Messenger RNA from Phoenix dactylifera (date palm), 1553 nucleotides. The record is from RefSeq and is a predicted model, not a curated record. NCBI's taxonomy places the organism in Eukaryota, Viridiplantae, Streptophyta, Magnoliopsida, Arecales, Arecaceae.
AGAAUGUGUUGUUCCACAAAAUGCAAGAAACAUCACCGAGGAAUUUACUAGUCGACAUGUUCGAGUAACGGCUGAAGAAGAGUUUGUUGCUGCCCAUGUUGAAGGAAACAUUACAGAAGAACCUAUUUCUGCGAACGAUAGACCAGAUACUGAACCUAAUUUAUCCUCGGGCGCUGCUUCAGAUGUGGAAAAUUCUCAUGCCUCAGACAUGGUGGAUGCUGUUGGCGUAGUGGAGCAUCAACUCAUUCUAAGUGGUGAAAGGGUUCCUUUCACAUACCUGGCAUCUUUGCUGGCAAAAUGGACCACCCAGAAGGACAACACACCAUUCAUUCAAGGGAAAAUCAAGUGCUUUUUGACCGGUGUCAAGGGGUUCCACUUCAAACAACGGAGUUCAUUUGAACUCCAUGUAUAUGUUGAUGAUGGGAGUCUCAUAUCUGAGGUGCUCAUUGACCACAAUGUUGUAAAGAAUGGUAUUGGCCAUUCUCCUGAGGAGGUCACUGUGGCUCUUUCUUCAUCAGAUAAGAAAACAGUAACAGAUAUGAGGGAGACCAUGAAAAAAUUCCAGCUUUUCUUGGCUAAAUUUGAGGGUACAAUGUUGGUGGAGGUCAAUGGAAACUCUCCUCUUCCUGUUGUCCUGGAGAUGAACCAGAGCUGUUCAACAUCUGAUGCCUGGUUGCUCCUUCAAAGACUGAAGAAGUUUACUGCUCCUCAAAAUAAACAACAUAACCAUUUGAAGCCUAUUGAUUUAUCUCCGUGAUGUUUAUGAUUGUUCGUUUGUUUUGACUAUGGUUAUGUAUUACUGGAAGGUUCUGAGAAGUAAUCAACAGAGAUACUUUAGCAUUGGGACACGGAAUGGUUGUUAGUGAAGUGGGUGACUGGGAUAAGAAUGGUUUCUGCUUAGCACAGGAUUUGUGGUGAUCGGCAAAUAUCAAGAUGAGAAAAGUGAGAUGCAUAGUCAAUGGCUUCACCUCCCUGAGGAACUACGUAACAAUGGGCUUAUGCUACCAAGCCUAAUCCUGCUUCUCUUUGCUCAUUGGAGUUGCUGCAUCCAGUUCCUACAUGCCUGAUUUAUGGUUGAUUCAUAACCUGGAUAAACCUGUGGAAAUUUCUAGGGUGGAGGGCUUUAAGCUGUUCUAAUUUGGCAUCACUGGCUAAAGGGACCAUCUUUCUAUGCUCAUUGUUUUUGCUUGACUUUUCCUGUAAGAACAUGGCUUCAGUUUGAAAGCUGUGCGGAUCAGCAAGUUCUGCAGGGUCUCUCUUGCUGUCAAGAGUGGAAACAAGCUUCAUGAGAGGUGUGGAAUUGCAUAAUAAGUUGGAUACACUGAGCCCCAAAAGUUUACAUCCUGAAAAGAGUCUUGCAAUUGAAGAUCAAUGCUCUGUGAAUUAAACUUGAUAGAUAUGAGUUAUGACGUUGAUUUCCAUUUUAGGGUACUCUGAAAUUAUGUGCAGAUGAAAAAUAGUGACAUGGGGACUGGAAGAGCAAAAUCUUGUAAGACAUGUCAACUUUCAUUUCCCCUUCAAUUUGUUAUGAAUCAAAAUUUUAUCUUAGCAAA